AUGGCGACCCCAGGAAAUACAAACCACCGCGCCUGGUGGAAAGAAAGCUCCGUGUACCAGAUCUGGCCUGCAUCCUUCAAGGAUUCAAAUAACGAUGGUAUCGGUGACAUCCCCGGCAUCAUCUCCGAGCUGGACUACAUCAAGAAUCUCGCCGUCGAUAUCGUCUGGCUGUGUCCAUCGUACAAAUCACCCCAGGUGGACAUGGGCUAUGAUAUCUCCGACUACUACAACAUCGCCGAUGAGUAUGGCACAGUUGAAGAUGUCGAGAAGUUGAUUGCCGGCUGCCACCAGCGCGGUCUGAAACUCUUGAUGGACCUAGUCGUCAACCACACCAGUGACCAGCAUGAAUGGUUCAAGCAGUCGCGUAGCUCCAAAGAUAAUGAGUACCGUAACUGGUAUAUCUGGAAGCCGGCCAAAUACGAUGAGCAGGGCAAUCGCCGCCCUCCCAACAACUGGGUUUCUCAUUUCCAGGGAAGCGCCUGGCAAUGGGAUGAGCAGACCCAAGAAUACUAUCUGCACCUAUACGCGGUCGAGCAACCCGAUCUCAACUGGGAACACCCACCCGUCCGCAAGGCUGUGCACGAUAUCAUGCGAUUCUGGCUCGACAAAGGCUGCGACGGGUUCCGUAUGGAUGUGAUCAACUUCAUUAGCAAGGAACAGAGCUUCCCCGACGCACCUAUCAAGGACCCACGCACUCCCUGGCAGUGGGGAGACAAGUGGUACGCCAAUGGCCCGCGCUUGCAUGAAUAUCUCCAGGGUCUUGGUAAGAUUCUCCAGGAGUAUGAUGCCUUCAGUGUGGGUGAGAUGCCGUUCGUGACCGACGAGAAAGAGGUGCUCCGUGCUGUGCAGUUUGACCGCAAUGAAAUCAAUAUGAUCUUCAAUUUCGAACAUGUUGAUAUUGACCAUGGCAAAUAUGACAAAUUCGAGCCUGGCAGCUGGAAGCUCACUGACUUGAAGGACUUCUUUGAGCGUUGGCAGACUUUCAUGUACGACAAUGAUGGCUGGAAUGCACUCUACUGGGAGAACCAUGAUCAGCCACGUUCUAUUGAUCGUUAUACAAAUGCCAGUGAAGAGCAUCGACUGGUCGCAUCUAAGAUGUUGGCUACUGCCCUAGCGUUGCAGGCUGGUACUCCAUUUGUCUACCAAGGACAAGAGCUGGGAACCAGGAAUGUGCCCAAAUCGUGGGGCAUUGAAGAAUACAAAGACAUCGAUUGUCUGAAUCACUGGAAGAGAAUCCCAAAGGACGACACCGCUGCCCAAGCAAUUGCUCUCCAAGAAUAUCAGAAGAAGUCACGCGACAACGGUCGCACUCCAGUCCAGUGGUCAGCUGCCGAGAAUGCCGGUUUCACCGGACCUGGCGUGAAGCCCUGGAUGUCUAUCAACACCGAUUAUGUGCGGGUCAACGCCGAAGCGGAAGUCAAGGAUCCCAACUCAACAUAUCAUUACUGGGCGACUGUGCUAAAACUUCGCAAGAAGUACCUCGAUGUCUUUGUGUAUGGCAAUUUCACACUUUUGGAUAAACCAAGCCAAGAGGUCUUUGCGUAUAUUCGCCAAUACGGCGAUCAGAAGAUCCUGGUUGUGUGUCACUGGACAGAGAAGACCCUGGAAUGGGAUGCGGCCAGCAACGGUAUCACUGGCGUGAAGCAAGUCUUGCUCAACACUUAUGAAGGUGUUGAGUUGGCUUCUCAGCGGUUCUCCGGUGAAAAGUGGUCACUUCGGCCGUACGAGGCUGUUGUCUUGCUGCUCUGA
This is a messenger RNA of Penicillium griseofulvum, 1749 nucleotides long. Its product is annotated as glycoside hydrolase family 13 protein. Gene Ontology annotation, biological process: oligosaccharide catabolic process. The transcript is spliced from 3 exons. The record is from RefSeq and is a predicted model, not a curated record. The coding region runs from base 1 to 1749 and encodes 582 amino acids. Gene Ontology annotation, molecular function: alpha-amylase activity. Lineage: Eukaryota; Fungi; Ascomycota; Eurotiomycetes; Eurotiales; Aspergillaceae.